AUGCUACCCACAAUCGUCGGCUGCCCCGGUGCCUGGCACACCGCAGGCUUCUUCGACGAGCUCGCCACCAGCUUCCGCGCACGCGGCUACAACUUCGUCAGCCAGGACGCGCCGGGCGUGCUUGAUCUGGCGAACGGCUUCGACGCCUCGGCAGACAAGGAUGCUGACUCGCUGCGGGCGAACCUUCUCGUGCCACUGAUCGAGUCAGGGCAAGACGUCGCGCUGCUGAUGCAUUCGUACGGCGGAGUUUACGGAGCAGCAGCGGUGCGCGGGCUGAGUAAGGGCGAGCGGCAGCAGGCGGCGGGCCACCAAGCGGUUGGCGGUGUCGUGGGCCUGAUCUUCGUCAGCGCCGUCACGCCGGUGGCCGGCAAGUCGACGCUGGACAUGAUGGGCACCGACAAGGAGCAUCUGCCGCCUUGGGUGGACUACGAUGACACUACCGGAUUCGUCGCCUUCAGCGGCGCUCGGGACGUCAUGUACCACGACCUUGCCGAGCCGAUCGCCGCACGCUUCCUCUCCAUGGUCAGGCCGCAGGCCCUGAACUCGCUUAACUCGCCUGUCAGUUACUCGCCAUUGGCGGACCCGUUCUUCGCAAACAAGUCCGCAUACGUCCUCUGCGGAGCUGAUCGAGUCAUCCCGCUUGCCGGACAGGAGGCCUACGCGGCGUUGGGUGGGAUAGAGCGGACGGUGUUGGUGCCGCAGGCAACCCAUGCCUUCUUCGCCACGGCUCAGGAGGAGGUGGUGGACGCAACAGUCAAGCUCCUUGAAGAUAUUCGCGCGGCGAACGAAUGA
Lasiodiplodia theobromae is the source of this 792-nucleotide messenger RNA. RefSeq lists its product as uncharacterized. The coding region runs from base 1 to 792 and encodes 263 amino acids. The transcript is spliced from 2 exons. The record is from RefSeq and is a predicted model, not a curated record. Lineage: Eukaryota; Fungi; Ascomycota; Dothideomycetes; Botryosphaeriales; Botryosphaeriaceae.